AUGUCUCAUCAAUCAUCUAUUUGGGCUGGUGUUGUAGAUACUUUAACGCGAACAUUACCAACUAUAUUCGAUCGUUAUGCAAAUCCAAUCGAUGCUCAAACUUAUUUAAUUGCAUGUGUUGAGCCACCUAUUUCAUCGGAUUUUAUCUCUUUAAUUGCUCAAUCUUACAAGCGUGAUAUUGAUUUACUGAAAGGAAAUUUUACUCAAUUUUUGACUGCUAUCGAAAAUUUGAUUAAAUUGAAUAAUAUAAAAGAAGCUCGUAAAUUUGUGAUUGUAAUUAACGAACACUUCAAAGCCGUUGAUGAUAUUAAAGGUGUACUUGAAAUGCUUAUUCGUGUAUGUUCAUCUAUAAAUAUUAAUCAUCGAAACGAUUUAUGUGAAGAAAUUUGUUCACCUAUCGUACCUCAAUUAAGCGAUAGGAAAUGUAAUAAAAACUUAGCGUCUCUAUUUUUCGACUUGGCUCUUCAUAUAUUUGAUCUAUGUGUAUUGAAAUCACCCAUCUAUGCUGAACGUUUAUUAUCAAAAACAGAAUUAUUAUCACGUUGUACUGAUCUCGUUCGAUUUUGUGUCGAAUAUGAAAAAUUUGAUAUAAAAUCACAUUUUAGUGAUCUUGAUAGUCUUGCAGAUAUUAUUAGAAUUAUUGUUGAAAGAUCGAAAAUUUAUACAAUUAUUUAUCAAUCAACGCAUGAUCAAGCUUUACAAGCUAUCCUUCAUUGGUCGGGAUUAACUAAUAUAGACAAUACAAAAAUAACUGCUAAUAUUUGUUCUCAAUUUAUUCAAGCACUUCAUAAACGAGUUAUCGAUAAUGAACAAGAUGAUAAUCAAGCAAUGAAUAAUUCAGGAAUGAGAUCUUUCUUUAUUUCUAUAGGUAUAGAAUUGGCCACAUAUAUUGAACAUUUAAAAACUCUUCCAUAUGAAGUUCAUUGUCAAUUAGCUGCACUUAUUAUAGUUACACUUUCAUGUCCAAUUCAACAUGAAAAUGGAAUAAAUACAUUUGAACAAACAAUUGUUUCACAAAUCUGGUAUCGUAUUGGUCCAUGUCUUAAUAAUCAUAAAGAUGUUCGUGUAUAUGAAAAAUGUCUCAAAAAAUUAUAUUCAUUAGGAUGUGAUGAUGGUCAAACAGUUUUUUAUAGUUGGUGGUCAAUAUUUUGGAAUAAUGUUGGAAUAAAAUUACCCGAUACAGCUGCUGAUUUUGUUCAGGAUUUUCUUCAUGAUGCACUAGAUCGAAAACAAAUUUCUGUUGCUUCAUUACUUCCUUUACUCUACAAUAAACGUUCUGAAAUGUAUCAUGCUCGAUUAAAUGAUAUGAUUGAUGUUAUGUUUGAUGGCGAUAUAUCUUAUGUUUCAUUAUUGGGACAUUUAUUUUGGAUUAUCAUUAAAGAACAUCCGAAAUUAAUUACAUUAGAUCAACUUGAACAUAUAUUUACUUCAUUGAAAAAUUAUACAGAUGCUGGACAUGAAUUUCAUAUGAUUUUUCAAGGACUUACAUUUAUAGCUAAUAUAAAUCCUAAUCUAUUUCACAAAUAUCGUUCUAUACUUUUACAUUUUGUUAUUGAAAAACAUAAUUUAUCAGCGUAUAAUUGUCUUCAACAAUAUCUUGUUGCUUCCACAAUUGUUAAUGGUGAACAAACAGCUAAUGAAUCUUUAGUUAUUCUUAUCAAUUUACUUAAAGAUCAAUCUGGCAUUACAAAUGAUAUUCGUACACAAAUAUUUCAUACAUGUCAAUUAAUUGGUAUUAUAAAUAAACAAGCACUUCAGACUAAACGAUCAGAUUUAAUAAAAUAUAAUUCUUAUAAUCAAUAUCGAACAUUAAUUGAUUUUAUUGAUGGAAAUAAAUUAACUGAAGAAAAUCAAAUUUUAAUCAAUCAAACAAAAGAAGAAAUUUUACAAAUAGAAAAACGUGUAACAAAUCUCAAUGAACAAAUUAAUGUAGUUGAUACACAUUUAAAUGAUGUUAAUCAACAAAUUGAAAUACAACGAAAAGAAAUUGAAAGAAUUGAUGCUAAAACAUUAAGUUAUGUUCCAAGUGAAUGGGGUAAUGAAGUAUCGAAAUUAUUAAAUAUAAAAUCUGAUAAUGAUUGGCGUUUACUUGGAAAACGUUUUGGUUAUUCAACAAGUGAAUUAAAACAUUGGGCAUUACAAUCUGAUCCAUCGAUGUAUUUACUUAAUGAAUGGUUUAUGACACAUAAGGCUGAUGAAGCUACAUAUGGACUUGUUAAAAUACUUGAAGAAAUUGGAAGACAAGAUGUUGUUAACAUUAUUCGAAAUGCAGUUAUUACUGCUGGUGAAUUAAUUCCUGAUGAUAUGAAUAUUGAAAUAAAACGUUUACCGCCUGUUUUUCUUUCAUAUCAAUGGGGAUAUUUAUGUUGGAUGGAUACAGGCCAAAUAGGUGGUGGUGAUAAAUUAUUUGCUAAAAUUGAUGCUGGAAUUCGUGGUGCAAAAGUUAUUAUUUGUUGUAUGAAUAUAGCUUAUGCACAAUCAGAUAAUUGUUUACGUGAAGUUCAUCUUUGUAUUAGUACUGGAAAAUCAUUAAUUCCAUUACAAAUGGAAAAACAAACAUGGCCACCUGAAGGAGCUCUUGGACCAAUAAUGAGUCAAUAUUUAUUUAUUAGAUUUUAUGAUAAAAAAACAAAUUCAGAUAAUUAUUGUCCUGCAGAUAAAUUUAUUGAACUUCUUGGACAAAUUCGUUAUUAUGUUGCACCUGAUCCAGAUAUUAUUACAAAAGAAUAUUAUAAUUGGUUUAUACCAAAUAUUAAUAAUCUUAUUUUUAUUCAAUCAAAAUCAAAUGAUAGUAAAGAUAAAGAAAUUAAUUUAAAAAAUGAUACAUUACUUGAAAUUAAUCAUCCACAAAUAAUGAUAUCUUAUCAAUGGGAUUAUCAAAAAGAUAUUAUUGAUUUAUAUAAAUUAUUAAUUAAAUUAAAUUAUAAAUGUUGGCUUGAUAUAUUUCAAAUGGGUGGUGGAGAUUCUCUAUUUGAAAAAAUUGAUAAUGGAAUUCGUUAUGCUAAAUGUGUUAUUGCUUGUAUUACACCUAAAUAUACAAAAUCAAUAAAUUGUCGACGAGAAAUGUCAUUAUCUGAUGCUCUUUCAAAACCAAUUAUUCCAUUAUUACUUGAACUAACAGAUACAUGGCCACCAUCUGGUCCUAUGUCAAUGAUUUUUACUGGAAAAUCAUUUAUUGAUUUUCGACGUUCAAAUAAAAAUAUUCAAAAUGAUAGUAUUUGGAAAAGUAAACAAUUCAAAAAACUACUCGCCCAAUUAAAAGAAAUUAUUCCUGAAGUCGAUACUGGAAAAUUUUAA
Molecule: messenger RNA, 3297 nt
Organism: Rotaria sp. Silwood2
Lineage: Eukaryota; Metazoa; Rotifera; Eurotatoria; Philodinida; Philodinidae
Source: the annotation of a GenBank genome assembly